AUGCAAGAUCUUACUGGGAAACCAGCUGGUGAUAAACCAGAUGAGUUGACCGCGAUCACGCGAUCUGGUCAAAGCGUUUUCAUGUCUGUUUACAAGACCAAAGUGGGUGAUCAGUGUUGGUUGAUCACCAUCACUUGGUGCAAGAACAUGUUACUUCAUGGCUUAUCAGUGUCUAUAGACGGUCCACACGUCGAAACCAAGUGCAAAGUCGAGCUAAAACCAUGGUACUUUUGGCGUAAACAAGGGUCCAAAAGCUUUGUUUUAGAUGGCAAGGCCAUUGACGUUUUCUGGGAUUUAAAAUCCGCAAAGUUUCAUGGUGAAACCGAGCCGAGUUCUGAGUAUUAUGUCGCGGUUGUUUGUGACGAUGAAGUUGUCCUUCUACUUGGAGAUAUGAAGAAAGAUGCGUAUCGAAAAACAGGCUGCAGGCCUUCUUUAACUGAUCCAGUUUUAAUAUCAAGAAAAGAACAUGUUACUGCGAAGAAAAAGUUUUCGACACGAGUCAAGUUUCAUGAAAAGGGCCGCUUUCAUGAGAUAUCGAUCGAGUCAAAGAACAUAAGUACUGAUCAUGGGGUGGAUUGGGAAAUGGAGAUAAGAAUUGAUGGGCAUUUGAUGAUUGAUGUGAAACAUCUUCAAUGGAAGUUUAGAGGUAAUGAAUCAAUUAGUUUCAAGAAAGUAAAUAUUGAAGUUUUUUGGGAUGUUCAUGACUGGCUUUUUAGUCCUGGUGUAAGGCAUGCACUUUUUAUAAUCAAUUUGACCUCUCCGGCAGCCGCAUUUCCGGCAGCUUCUCCGGCAAUAUCGUGGUCGUCGCGGUUAGCAAGCCCGGGUUCAACCGAAGGGUUUGAUGCAAGUGAGUUGUAUGAGUUUAGCCUGUUCCUCUAUGCUUGGAAGCUUGAAUGA
Molecule: messenger RNA, 897 nt
Organism: Helianthus annuus (common sunflower)
Lineage: Eukaryota; Viridiplantae; Streptophyta; Magnoliopsida; Asterales; Asteraceae
Exons: 1
Coding region: 1-897 (298 amino acids)
Source: RefSeq, a predicted model, not a curated record